Molecule: messenger RNA, 776 nt
Organism: Dioscorea cayenensis subsp. rotundata (Guinea yam)
Lineage: Eukaryota; Viridiplantae; Streptophyta; Magnoliopsida; Dioscoreales; Dioscoreaceae
Product: 16.9 kDa class I heat shock protein 1-like
Exons: 1
Coding region: 96-566 (156 amino acids)
Biological process (GO): response to salt stress; protein folding; response to hydrogen peroxide
Source: RefSeq, a predicted model, not a curated record
CCACUUCACAAUCAGUUCUCAUCUCAAGCUUUGUUCGAUAGCACGCACUCUCUUUGUCAUCAACUUCAGGUCUCCCUUUCAAGGAAACACCGAGUAUGUCGAUCAUCAGGAGGAGCAGCGUCUUCGAUCCCUUCUCCCUCGACCUCUGGGACCCCUUCGAUAGCUUCCAGGGUCUCUUCAACAAUGCCCUCUCUGUGCCGCGCUCCAAUUUUGCCAGUGACACUGCAGCCAUCGCCAACACCCGCAUUGACUGGAAGGAAACGCCGGAGGCUCACGUCUUCAAGGCUGACCUUCCCGGUGUCAAGAAGGAAGAAGUGAAGGUGGAGGUGGAGGAUGGCAGGGUGCUCAAGAUCAGCGGCGAGAGAUCCAAAGAGCACGAGGAGAAGAACGACAAGUGGCACCGCGUGGAGAGGAGCAGUGGUAAGUUCCUCAGGAGUUUCAGGCUGCCUGAGAAUGCCAAGGUGGAUCAAGUGAAAGCUAGCAUUGAGGAUGGUGUGCUCACUGUCACUGUGCCCAAAGAGGAGAUCAAGAAGCCUGAGGUGAAGGCCAUUGACAUCUCUGGUUAAUCAAUGUAACAAGAGAAAGCUUCAAAACUACUCUCGUAUGGUGUGUCCUUGCUUUGUGUUUUGAGGAUGAUGUAGUCGUUAAGUUAAUUGUGUCUUUGUGUGCUUGCUUGUCUUUUGUCUUUAAGAGUUGGUCUAUGCUUUGUGUAUGUUGAAUAUUAUCCUAUCCUCCAUGAAUAAUAAUAAUAAUAAAUAAAGAUUUGAGCUUUGUUU